Messenger RNA from Aspergillus sclerotioniger CBS 115572, 4375 nucleotides. Its product is annotated as P-loop containing nucleoside triphosphate hydrolase protein. Lineage: Eukaryota; Fungi; Ascomycota; Eurotiomycetes; Eurotiales; Aspergillaceae. The transcript is spliced from 4 exons. Gene Ontology annotation, molecular function: ATP binding; ABC-type transporter activity; ATP hydrolysis activity. Gene Ontology annotation, biological process: transmembrane transport. The record is from RefSeq and is a predicted model, not a curated record. Gene Ontology annotation, cellular component: membrane. Bases 1 to 4308 code for a protein of 1435 amino acids.
AUGGCAAGCUCUUGCAGCCCAGCAGCUGACCGAUUAUUUGGGCCUCCCAUCCACGGUUGCCACUACUUAGAUUUUACUCUCCUCUUCGAGCAAGUCGUGUUCGGCAUCAUCCCAUCAGCAUGUUUUCUUCCAGCAGUGGCCUGGAGACUGCUCCAGCUCCUCAGACAGUCCACGAAAAUCAGAUUGACAUCGAACCAGCAUGCCAAGGUCUCCAUUUGGGUGAAAAUCAUUCUGAGCCUUGCCUUGAUCUGCAGCCAACUUGCCUUACUGAUGCUCUGGGCAAUGGCCCCGCAUUAUCGCAAUAAAGCCACCAUUGCGUCGCUCUGCCUGUCAUUGACGUGCUCACUGAGCAUUCCGGUGCUUUCCUGGAAUGAGCAUAUGCGAUCCAUCUCGCCUUCUAAUUUGCUAUGCUCCUAUCUCUUUUUCAGCACGUUGUUUGAUGGUGUCCAAGCCCGGACAUUAUGGCUCCGUGGUACUUCGACUAUUGCUGGGACUUUUACUGCAGGGUUGAGUAUUCGUUUUUUGAUGCUCAUUGCGGAGUUACAGGAAAAGCAGAAGUAUUUGAAGCCGCCAUUCGCUGCUUAUCCGCCAGAGGUGAAGGGGGGCAUGGUGAAUCGAGUUGUCUUUUGGUGGCUGAAUCCCCUGUUGGCUCGUGGUGCUCGCGGCUUGUUGGAUCUCGGCCAUCUCUUUCCUAUUGACUCUAAUCUUGAGGCCGAGGUUGUGCAGACGAGAUUUAGUGCGAAAUGGCAAUCUGCACAAAAGUAUCACCAUGGAGGUCAGCACAUGUUGCUGCUGGCGACAUUGUCUUGUGUUCGACAAACCCUGAUCUGGACAGCAAUCCCUCGGAUUGGUUUGAUUGGGUUCAAAAUUGCCCAGCCGUUGCUACUAAAUCGUGUGAUUCGAUACCUCUCUUCUGCCGCCUCUGAAGACGAUGCGGUUGGACGGGCACUUAUUGGAGCUACAGUCCUGAUCUAUGUGGGCACGGCGGUUACGACAUCGCUCUAUAAGCAUGGGAUCAAUCGUGUCAUUGCUAUAAUGCGAAGCAUGCUGGUGGUUGCACUAUAUAAAAAGACGCAACAUCUUGAUACGGCUACGGUGAGCAACUCAGCAGCGCUGACGUUAAUGAGCACCGACACAGAAAGCAUCUGUAACAAUUUGAUGCGUUUAGAUGCUUUAUUUGCCUCUCCGAUUGAGGUGGGGCUUGCCUUGUUCUUCCUUGGGAAACAAGUAAAAUUGGCAUGCCUGGCAUCGGUUGGAUGUGCCCUGGCAGCAAUCCACCUCAGCUAUGUUGUGGCCGCCCGUUCACCCCCACGUCAGAGGAAAUGGAAUCAGGCGGUCCAGAAGCGCAUUGCGACUACCGCGUCAGUCCUCGGUUCAAUUAGAAGCAUUAAGCUGCUCGGUAUAUCUUCUUUUGUGCAACAGCGGAUAUGUGACCUCCGCAACGCCGAGGUUGAAAGCGCUCGGGGGGCCCGGAUGCUCAUCAUGUGGAGAAAUGUUGUUGCAAAUAUACCCUCAAUUGCCGGACCGAUCCUUACUUUCACGAUUUUCACAAUGGUCUCAGGAAGUGAUGCGAUUACAUCAACAGACUCUUUCACCGUCCUCGCCCUGAUUGCUUUAGUCAUUCAGCCCAUCCAAGUCUUUGUCCACGGAAUCACCCAACUAGGAGUUGCUCUAGGUUGUUUCAAGCGAAUCCAGGACUACCUUCUAAUACCAGAAGUAGAGAAUGAUCACCCUUACAACGGUGUCGCGACGGAAAAGGCCGUUUCAAGUGGUAGUGUGUUCGAGCUUGAGACCCUUCCAAUGAAAGGCACAAGAUGUCUGUCGGUACGCAAUGCCAGCUUCAAAUACGCAGACGCUACAACACCGAUUUUGACCAAAGUUAACAUUGAGAUACACCCCUCUACAUUGACAAUCGUCACCGGGCCUACCGGCUCCGGAAAGUCUUCCCUACUCAAAGGACUCAUAGGAGCAGUACCCUGCAUUGCUGGUUCUUACUCAAAAGAUGUGACAAUGGCUUAUUGUGCACAAGAACCUUGGUUACCGAAUGUCUCUGUUCGGGAACUCGUCAUCGGUCCUUCUUACUGUGAUGAAGAAUGGUAUACCGCUGUUCUUCAUGCCUGUGCACUAGACGAAGACAUCUCUACCUUUUCCGAAGGGGACAGGACCUGCGUGGGCUCCGGGGGUACUGCCCUAAGUGGUGGUCAAAAGCAACGGCUGGCAAUGGCGCGGGCCAUUUACUCGCGCAGAAAGCUCCUGGUUCUUGACGACGUACUCAGUGCAUUAGACAUUAUCACUGCUAAAAAGGUGUUUGAUCGUGCUUUGGGGCCGCGAGGUCUAUGCAGAACUCACAACGUGGCAGUUAUUCUCGCCUGCAGUGAUCCUGAGCGUAUUUCCUCAGCUGAUGCUGUCGUGACCCUUAAUGAUGGCACUGCCACAUCUGGAAUCCCGCCCGAAGUUCCUGUUGAAAAAAUUGUCUCCAUACUGAGUGAUACCGAAGCCAGUCCUAAUGAUAAACAGCACCCCGUGACAACAGGAACGGAGAGCAAACUGAUUGAGUCACGUCAGGACCUGCCACGCAGGCUUGGUGAUUUCUCGGUCUAUCAAUACUACCUGAAAGCAAUUGGUUGGAAACCUUCUGUCGGCCUCUUCGGGCUUAUAGUGGUGCAGAUAUUUGGGACCAAAUUUCCUACUCUGUGGCUCCAGUACUGGUCGGACCAUGACUUCAACUACUCCCUGGGGGUUUAUCUGGGCGUGUAUGGAGUUUGUGCUGUUAUUCAGCUGGUGGGCACCAUGCUCAGUAUUUUUUGCCUCAUCUUGCUCUUAGUGCCAAAGAGCGCUCGCCGUUUGCAUGGGCAGUUGUUGAUCGCUACGAUGAAUGCGCCAUAUUCAUUUUUCACCAUGCAUGACAGUGGGACUAUCCUGAACAGAUUCAGCCAAGACCUCUCUCAGAUCGACAACCAAUUGUCUGGCGCACUUCUCAUGACCAUUGUUGGGGCAUGCCUGUUGAUCGCCGAGGUCAUGCUUAUUGCUGCGGGAAACAAGUAUAUCGCGAUUACAGUGCCAUUUGUGAUUACAAUAUUCUACGCCCUGCAGAACUUCUAUCUGCGCACCUCGCGUCAGCUUCGGCUCUUGGAAUUGGAGGCGCAGAGCCCUCUUUAUACUCACUUUCUCGAAACCGCCUCGGGUACGGACACAAUCCGUACAUUUGGCUGGCAAGCCAUGUGGGCGACGCGGUGUCAUCAUUUGGUCGACAGGGCGAUCCAGCCAUACUAUACCCUUUUUUGCAUACAACUUUGGUUGAAUCUUGUCCUGGACCUUAUGGCUGCCGGGUUGGCUACUGUGGUGGUGACCGUGGCGGUCGAGUUACACUCAUCAGUCAGUACUGGUGCGAUUGCCGUGUCUCUGCUAAACAUUCUGGGCUUUAGCAGCAGCCUAUCGUAUCUCAUUACCUCGUGGACACAGCUGGAGACCACUCUUGGCGCAAUCGCUCGCAUCAAAAACUAUGAAGAUACGCUUCCCAGGGAGGAUGCCCUAAAUUUGGAAAUUGUUCGGCCGCCUCCCGAGGACUGGCCGUCUCGUGGCUCGAUCAGACUUGAUCACGUCUAUGCAAGCUACGAGGACAACCCAAGUCCCCAUCGAUGCAUACUUCGAGAUGUCACAUUGACCAUCCAUUCGGGACAGAAAGUAGCAGUUUGCGGCCGGAGCGGGAGUGGCAAGAGCUCUCUCAUGCUCCUUCUUUUCCGGCUUCUUGAAGCUACAUCUGGCUCUGUAUUCAUUGACGAGAUCAAUCUGCGCGAGAUACCCUGCAGCAAUCUACGACAGCGUCUGACCGUAAUCCCUCAAGACCCUUUUCUAUUGCCAGGAACGCUACGUUACAAUCUCGAUCCCAGCGGCCAGUCCCCAGACGACGCGAUGCUUUCCGCUCUGGAUAUGGUAGGCUUAGGGAAGGAUCCUAGUACACGCCAACCCUAUUCUCUCGACCUCCAAGUGAGUGAUGCGACCUUUUCCCGCGGUCAAUGUCAGCUUGUGAGUCUCGCACGAGCUCUCCUCCGCCGCAGUAAAACAAAGCUUCUUGUUCUUGAUGAAAUCAGUGGCAAUGUGGAUAUCGCCACGGAGCGAUUGAUGUUCCAAAUUAUUCGGGACCAUUUCAAGCAUGUCACAGUGGUUGCAGUGACCCAUAGACUGAGAUGUAUCCGGGACUUUGACCAGAUUGUGAUCAUGCAGGAUGGCUGUAUUGUGGAAACUGGAGACCCAGCCGACCUGCUUGGUAGGCCGAGUCUGUUCAAGCAGUUAUGGGAUGAGCAGUAACACAUCACAUAUGGCAUAUAGCAUGCGAUGGUGAAAGCGUUAGCCAAUUACGCAUGGAGUUCUCAUC